Messenger RNA from Lepisosteus oculatus (spotted gar), 1617 nucleotides. Its product is annotated as peptidase inhibitor 16-like. Lineage: Eukaryota; Metazoa; Chordata; Actinopteri; Semionotiformes; Lepisosteidae. The record is from RefSeq and is a predicted model, not a curated record. Gene Ontology annotation, cellular component: extracellular region.
GGCUCUUCCACUAAAUCAUCCCCGUCCUCUUGCUGUGCAAUGUGAGAUUAAUCCUAUGACUCAGAGCUUGCAUGAAGUCUUUGCUUUAAAGAAGUGUAACUCUGUAAAGUGCUGAACUGAAUGUGCCUCAGAGCCAGCACCUGGAGUUUCGGACUGGCUGCAUUAAUCUGGUAGCAGGAGCAGCAACACAGCCUCCUCUCAGGACAGGGUGUUCCUCCCUCUCUCCGGCCCUCCUUAAAACAAGCUGCCUGACUCUGAGCUGUGUAAGAGGCAGGCAGUCUGUCUGCAGCAGAGGGACAACAUGCUCUGGAGUUCAGUGCUGUGGGCUGUGCUGGCUGGGCUCUGCCUGGCACAGGGUUAUAAACUCAGCGAGGAGGAGAAGAAGACCAUUGUGGACCUGCACAACCAGAUGCGCUCCAUGGUCAGCCCCAGAGCCUCCAACAUGCGGGGCAUGAGCUGGGGGCAGGACCUGGAGACGGUGGCCACGCAGUACGCAGCCCAGUGCAUCUGGGAGCACAACCUCGACAUCCAGUCCGUGUUCGGGGAGAACCUGUACGUCGGCACGGGCAGCUUCAACCUCAGCAAGGCCGUGUGGAGGUGGUUCCAGGAGCACGAGGAUUACACCUACAGCACCAACGAAUGCAGUGUAUCGAAGAUGUGUGGCCACUACACCCAGCUGGUGUGGGCGGAGAGCUCCAGAGUUGGCUGUGGAACUCACCUGUGUGACGAAGUGAAAGGGCUGGGCUUCAAGGGAGCCACGGUGCUGGUGUGCAACUACAGUCCUGCGGGCAAUGCCGAGAAUGAGCAUCCGUACGAGGUGGGAGAGCCCUGCUCCAGCUGCCCAGAGUACCACAGCUGUGCUGGGAGCCUGUGUGUGCUGAAGCAGCCAGAGACGACGACCACAUGGGACACGGGCACCGGAACAGAGAGCCCUGAGGAGCAGACAAGCUCCUCCCUGAGUCCAGCAACGACGGAGAGGGAGCAGACUGAGACGAUGCCUGCAGAGGAGGUGCCCACGGAAACGACAGAGAACCUAGCUGAGGAUGUGGUGCAAGAGGGCACGGAGGAAGAGGGCGGCACCCCAACUCCGACAGCUGGGCCCUGGGAACGGGAGGUCCGGAAGGGCCUCCCAUCGAGUGAGCGCCCCCUUGUGGAGGGCAAGGACAUCACAGAUGUGGAAGUGGUAGUGAUUGUGACCGGUGGGUCGGCAGCCCACAUGCCCUACACUCAGGUCAUCAUAACGUCACUCCUGCUGGUGUUCUUUGCACUGUGAAGCGCAGCUCACACGUGCCCACGCAACCCCCGCAGGACUGCCCUUCUGCUCCGGGGACGAGAGACGGACUGAGACACGCACCCCGGGGCGGCGACAGCAACACGAGUGAAAACUUCAUCAGAACCGACAUGCGGAGCAAUCACGUAAAAGUACAAUGUAGAAGAAUAAAGACCAAUCAGCAUUUCAAGCUAACCAACAAGGGAAACUGCAAAAUUCCAAAUGAUUAGGAGAAAAAAUGUUUGUAUUUGACCCUUCAAAAUCUUAAGUUUGUAGCACUAUCCAAGUUGUAAGUUCUCAGCACAUCAAAAUAAGAAAGAGAGAGAGUAAUAAAAUACUGGAUUAUA